GAUCGACAGACGCGCACUUUUUGUCCUUCUCACGCUGGCUGUGCGCCCUAAACUCGCCCGUUGAGUGAUUUCCGACAAGCCUGUCUGUGCGGCCAGCCCUGGUGAAAGCGCGGUCCGCCCCGAAAGCGCAGCCGCGCCAUGCAGCUGCUGAAUGUGCUAGCUCUCCUUUUCGGCUGCCCAUGCGGCGCCUUCGCCCCGACGACGAGACGGCCCCGGCUCACGCUCAGGUCGACGCCGACGGAAGCCGAGAUCGACGUCGACGCGCUGCGGGACGCCGUCGCCUGCGCCGAGGGCGAUUGCGCGGCCCGCACGUACCACGUCGACCAGCUCAAGUCCACGCUCGAAGCCGCCAUCGGCGACCAGCUCGAGGCCCAGAAGGCCCUGGACGACGCGAAACGGGCGUUACGCGACGGCGAGGCGCUCGACGCGCGGGCGCGCGCCGAGGCGGAGCGCCAAGCGGCGCGGGACAAGGCCGAGGCCGAGCGUAGAGAGUUGGAGGAGCGCCGCGCCGCGGAGGCCGCCGAGCGCGAGGCCGCGGCCCAGGCGGCGCGCGAGAGGGCGGACGCGGAGCGGCGCGCGUUCGAGGAGCGCCGCGCCGCCGAGGCGCAGGCCGCGCGCGACAAGGCCGAGGCCGAGAAGCGCGAGCUCGAGGCUAAGAGAAUCGCCGAUGCGGAAGCUAGGGAAGCGGAAGCGGCGGCCGCGAAGGAGCGCGCCGAAAUCGAACGGCGCGAGCUCGAGGCGAGGAGAAUAGCGGAAGCGGAAGCUCGGGAAGCGGAGGCGGCGGCCGCGAAGGAGCGCGCCGAAAUCGAACGGCGCGAGCUCGAGGCGAGGAGAAUAGCGGAAGCGGAAGCUCGGGAAGCGGAGGCGGCGGCGGCGCGCGAGCGCGCGGACGCGGAGCGGAAAGCGCGCGAGGCCGCGGCGGCCGAGGCGCGCGUAACGGCCGAGCGCGAGCGUGCCGAGGCGGCGGCGCGCGCCGCGGCGGAGACCGCGGCGCGCGAGGCCGAGGCCCAGGCGGCGCGGGAGCGGGCCGAGCGCGAGCGCGCGGACCUCGAGGCCCGGCGCGCCGCCGAGGCCGAGGCCCAGCGCGUGGCGCGAGCCAAGGCGGACGCCGAGAGUGAAGCCAGGCGCAAAGCCGAGGCGGAGGCGCGCCAGGCCGAGAUCGAGGCGAAGCGCGUCGCCGACGCCGAGGCCGCGCGGCUCGCCGACGUCGCGCGGCAAACUAAGGCCGCCGAGCGGCGCGACCGCAUGGACGAGGUCAAAGCGAAGAUCAAGUCGGCAUCACGGAAAGGCAAGGCCGUCGGCCUGCCGGCCAUGCUCGGCGUGAAUUUGAACUUCGGUCCUGACGACGAGGGCGGCGAGCAGGGCCCGAGCGACACGCCGGCGGCGGCGACGCCCGAGCCAUCAACGGGCUACGUCCCCGACGGCCUCACGAAGGAGCAGUACGCCGCGAUCAAAGCCAAAGAACAAAAAUCAACCAAUCUGGGAGCGUGGGGUAGUAAAGUCGGCGGCGCGUCGGGGCCGCAAAGGGGCGACCUCAUGUCGCAGCCCACCAUCUGGACCGACCCGGCGAAGUUCUUCCGGGAAGAUCAAAAGUUGAAAUACGAGGCGGCCCAGUCCGACGCGUCGCGGCCGAACAUCUACGCGUCGGGCGAGAGUUCUUUUGAGCAGUGGCAGUCGAAGCUGAUCAACGACCUCUCGGCGAAGAAGCCUGAGCCGACGCCGGUCGCGGAAGAGGUGGAUCCCGAGGCGGCGGAGGCGAAGAACCAGGAGAUCGUGCAGGCGCUCGGCGCGGUCGCGGCGGCGGGCGCCGGGGCGCUCGUGGUUGCCGGAGUUGUGGAGGCCGAAGCAGCGAUAGCGACCGGUACCGCGGCGGCGGCGGUGCUGGGCACGGUCGUGUCGUCGGCCGUGGCCGCGAAGCAAGCGGCAGAUAAUGAUGAUGAGGGGGAGAAUAAGGAAUAG
Pelagomonas calceolata is the source of this 1959-nucleotide messenger RNA. NCBI's taxonomy places the organism in Eukaryota, Pelagophyceae, Pelagomonadales, Pelagomonadaceae. The record is from the annotation of a GenBank genome assembly.